Acyrthosiphon pisum (pea aphid) is the source of this 432-nucleotide messenger RNA. RefSeq lists its product as uncharacterized. The record is from RefSeq and is a predicted model, not a curated record. The transcript is spliced from 3 exons. Lineage: Eukaryota; Metazoa; Arthropoda; Insecta; Hemiptera; Aphididae. Bases 1 to 432 code for a protein of 143 amino acids.
AUGGUUCAAUGUUGGGUUCCGCUGUGUUCUCACAUUUCCAACCGAGAAACCUGCAAGUUUUUUAGAUUUCCAGCUAAUUAUGUUGAAUGUAAAGUCUGGGCUAAAUCAGUGAGAAGAGCAGAUACAUAUCCCACAAAAAAUAACAAAAUAUGUAGUUGCCAUUUUAAAGAUGGUUUAAGAGAAAAUGGACCUACUCAAUUUGAAUGGAAUAAAAACUCAUCCUUUUCAUUUACAUCUCCUGAAAAAUAUACCAAGCGUAAGAAGGUAGACAGUGCAUCAUGUUCACAGGAAAACGAAAGUUCAAUUAUUAUUGAAAAUAGUACAACAACUGAAACUUAUGUUUUAACACCUACAAAUAGUAAAAGUGAUGAAGUUGAAAAGUAUUUUCUUCAUAAAAUUAAUGAUGCACGAAAGCUUGAUGAUGCUGUUUGA